GGUGGAAGGAGGCGCUUGAGCAGAUGCACUUUUCUGCUCAAAUUGAUCAUUUUAAAGUACUUCUUCACUAAAUAUUUCAGUUUUAUUCUGCGCUGCGACUGGGCGAAACGUGUGGUGAUAAAACUUAAGAGUAGCGAAAUACUAUAGACAGCAGAGGAGGAGACACAUGUCAUGGACAGAAGAGGAAGUGGAUAUUGAGAGGAGACAAAGAGGAUCUCGCCGAGCAGUACUGUAACGAAGCACAAGGAGGGAGAGACGACUGGAGACGAGGAUCAUCAUCAUGAUGGCAGGAGCAGGAGCUGAACACCCUUCAGUGUCACUGCACAGCCUCCCAUGUGAAUCACAGUGUUUUGGGGACACGGUGACCUCUUACUCUGAGGACUCAGCAGCACUCGUGGAUAUGUGUGUAAAAAGUGAGCCUGAAGAUGAGCACAUUUCCCAGCCUGAAUAUUGUACUGAGGUUCAGGGCUUCGGUGCUGAAGAGAUGGGCUCAGGGCUGCACCUGGAUACUGAGCACAUUAAAUCUGAGGGUGAACUGGUCAAUGUAAAGGAAGACAAAGGUGAUCUACAGCACUGCUGUACUAGCGAGGGGCUCAGUCCUCCAUCGGUGCUGAACGUUUCUGCUUUGGAUUUAUCCAAACAAUACAAAUUGGAGACUGAACAAGUGAAGGUAGAGCAGUAUCCUCAGUUACAGGAACCUUCUUGUGCAGAGAAGGAUGUUAAUGAAGGUGCCGGUUAUGGUGUCAAGGAAGAGAGUGAAGGUUUACAGGAGGUUGGAAUCAGCGCUUCUCUUUGUCCUGUGUCUGACCAGUAUAAGUCGGAGAGAGAUGAAAUGAAUGUAGAACAGCAUUUUGAGUUAGAAAUAUCAUCCAGAACAGAGAGAGCAGUUAAGGAAGCUGAAGAUGACCUUUUACAGAAGAAUUCUGUGGAACCGGACAACAGUUUGUUUACUGUAAGAGGUGAUGUCAAAUAUUGUUGUAUGGAGUGCGGAACAAGUUUUUCUCGAAGCUGUCAGUUAAAACGACACCAGCAUUUUCACUGUAGAAAACAACGUAAACAGAGUCAGUGUGUGAAGAUUUUGUCCCAAGGAGCUGGGAUGUACCAGCUUGCUAAUUCUGAGAAGAAAUUUAAGUGCAUCACAUGUGGAAAGAUUUUUUCUUGUCAAAAUGAUUUUAAAAAACACAAGUGUGGUGACUCUGGUGAAAAUCUAUAUAAAUGUAGUGAAUGUGAGAAGAGUUUUGCUCAAUCCAGACACUUAAAAAGACACCAACGUACUCAUUCUUGUGAGAAAUCCUAUAGGUGCAGUCAAUGUGGAAAGAGUUUUUCCAAAAGUGGAAACUUAAAAAAACAUCAGCUUGUUCAUUCUACUGAGAAACCGUAUACGUGCAGUGAAUGUGGGAAGAAUUUUUCCCAAACAUGUAACUUAAAACAACACCAGCGUGUUCAUUCUGGUGAGAAACCUUAUAAAUGUAGUCAGUGUGGCAAGUGUUUUUCCCAUAGAAUUACCUUAAAAAUACACCAGCGCAUUCAUUCUGGUGAGAAACCAUAUAAAUGCAGUGAAUGUGGAAAGAGUUUUUCCCAAGCAGGCACCUUAAAAGAGCACCAGUAUAUUCAUUCUGGUGAGAAACCAUAUAAAUGCAGUGAAUGUGGAAAGUGCUUUUCCCAUGUACGUUCCUUCAAGCACCACCAGCGUGUUCAUUCUGGUGAGAAACCAUACGAGUGUAGUCGGUGUGGGAAGUGUUUUUCCCAAAAAGGUACCUUAAAAAAACACCAGCACGUUCAUUCUGGUGAGGAACCAUUUGAAUGUAGCAAGUGUGGCAAGUGUUUUUUCCAGAAAGUGAACUUAAAACAGCUCCAGCUUCUUCAUUCUGGUGAGAAACCAUGUCAGUGUGGUGAGUGCGCAGUCACUUUUUCCCAUCAGGGUCCCUUAAAAGAGAAUCAGUUCACUCUUUCUGAUGAGAAACAGUGUAACAUUUACAUUGCAUUUAUUAAUUUACCCAUUUAUACAGUUGGGUAAUUUUUACCAUAAAAGUAAUGAGAAAGUGCCUUGCUCAGGGUACUGCAGUAAGAGAUGGGAUCUAAACCUGGGUCUUGAGAGUGGAAGGAAGCAGCUGCUGCUCACUAUGGAUGUAGUAAAGAUGGUUUUUCUCUCAGGCUGUAUUCCAUAUGAGAACAUGCUGCAUGUUUUAAAUGUGUGUAUGUGGACAGUAAAAACUGAACAGUAAAACAGUUGUGAUGAUGCACCUGCAGUUAAUGAUGAAAAAUGUUCCGGUAUGUAAUACAUAAUUAAAACUGAUAUACAAAUAUGAGCACAGUGGACUCAAAGAAAAUAUUUUGACAAGACUAGUGUUCCUGAUGCUGUACCUCUGUCAGUGUCAGUAACUGAACCUUUUGUCUGAAGGGGACUGUGUGCCCAAGACAGUACUGCUACACUGAUGGACUCGAUCAUGUUUAAGUGUGUAAUGCAGUUACACAUGUUAUGCAGUUACUUUGUGGUUUAAAUGAGUAAAACUUGAAUUUACUG
Molecule: messenger RNA, 2524 nt
Organism: Scleropages formosus (Asian bonytongue)
Lineage: Eukaryota; Metazoa; Chordata; Actinopteri; Osteoglossiformes; Osteoglossidae
Product: zinc finger protein 2 homolog
Exons: 2
Coding region: 281-2017 (578 amino acids)
Biological process (GO): regulation of transcription by RNA polymerase II
Cellular component (GO): nucleus
Molecular function (GO): DNA-binding transcription activator activity, RNA polymerase II-specific; RNA polymerase II cis-regulatory region sequence-specific DNA binding
Source: RefSeq, a predicted model, not a curated record